Messenger RNA from Trifolium pratense (red clover), 1217 nucleotides. RefSeq names its product cytochrome P450 724B1. Gene Ontology annotation, biological process: sterol metabolic process. The record is from RefSeq and is a predicted model, not a curated record. Lineage: Eukaryota; Viridiplantae; Streptophyta; Magnoliopsida; Fabales; Fabaceae. The transcript has 8 exons. Gene Ontology annotation, molecular function: monooxygenase activity; heme binding; iron ion binding. The coding region runs from base 54 to 1217 and encodes 387 amino acids.
UUGUUAAAUAUCUUGAAAACAAAGGUUCCUCACACAAAUUGCCUCAUGGAAGUAUGGGGUGGUGGCCAUUCCUUGGAGAGACUCUUAAUUUCCUCAAGCCUCAUGAAUCAAACUCUUUAGGAAGCUUCUUACAAGAACGUUGUUCUAGGUAUGGAAGAGUUUUCAAGUCGCAUCUAUUUGGCUAUCCUACCAUAGUUUCAUGUGACUUUGAGCUCAACAUGUUUAUUCUUCAAAAUGAAGGGAAACUAUUCCCUGUUGAUUACCCUAAAGUAAUGCACAAGAUCUUAGGGAAAUUCUCUCUGCUUCUAAACAAAGGGGAACAUCACAAGAAGCUAAGAAGCACAGUUAUAAGUUUUGUUAGUGCAUCAAAAUGUGAAUCCAACUUCAUUCACUCUGUUGAAAUGCUUGUUCUCUCAAGGAUUAACUCAUGGGGUUCAAACUGUACACAAGUUGCAUUCUAUAAAGAAGCUAAGAGGUUUUCCAUCAAUGUUAUGCUGACGCACCUUCUGAAUAUCAAUCCUGAUGAGCCCAUAGCCUCAAAGAUUUUGGAGAAUUUUGAGAAUUAUAUAAAGGGCUUCAUUUCAUUGCCAUUAAAUAUUCCAGGGACUACAUAUUUCAAAGCUGUGAAGGCUAGAAUAAGACUCUCAUCUAUUAUCAAAGAUAUUAUCAUAGAGAGGCGUAGUAAAGUUGAUAAUGUGGUGGAAGGUGGAGACCUCUUGAAUUUGAUUUUAUCAAAACAGAAUUUAUGUGAUGAAGAGAGGAUUGGCAUUGUUUUGGACCUUUUGUUUGGAGGAUAUGAGACAACCUCAAAACUUCUCUCUAUGAUUGUCUAUUUCCUUGAUGGAGCCCCUAAUCUCUUACAUAUCUUGCAGGAAGAGCAUGAAGUGAUAAGGAAAAGUAAAAUGGAAGGAGAGCUAUUGAAUUGGGAAGACUAUAAACAAAUGGAGUUCACUCAAAAUGUUAUUUAUGAAGCUAUGAGAUGUGGGAUUGUAAUACCAGCAGGGUGGAAGGUUUUUCCUGUAUUGUCAGCACCACAUUUGGAUCCCAACCGUUUUGAAAAUCCUUUGGAGUUCAAUCCCUUUCGAUGGAAUGAGGACAAUUCAACAAGCCAGAAAGUUGCACCAUUUGGUGGUGGUCCACGUUUUUGUCCUGGGGCUGAUCUAGCUAAAGUGGAGAUAGCAUUCUUCCUUCAUCAUCUUGUCCUUAAUUAUAGGUAG